Messenger RNA from Aaosphaeria arxii CBS 175.79, 1581 nucleotides. Its product is annotated as alpha/beta-hydrolase. The record is from RefSeq and is a predicted model, not a curated record. Bases 1 to 1581 code for a protein of 526 amino acids. The transcript has 2 exons. NCBI's taxonomy places the organism in Eukaryota, Fungi, Ascomycota, Dothideomycetes, Pleosporales.
AUGUUUCGACAAUUGCUUCUCUGCCUCGCGCUUUGCGCGUACCUUGCCGUCGCCGUCGAUCUCGAUGUCGAUCUCGGGUACGCCAAGUAUCGAGGCAUCCACGAGCCAGGCGGCGUAUUGCGAUGGGCGGGAAUGCGUUACGCUCGCUCCGUCUCUCGCGUGGAUGGAAUGCGAUUCGCAGCCCCCCAGGAUCCUGUCCCUGAACGUCAGGGAUUGGUUGUCAACGCCAGCAAGUUCGGCCCUCUGUGCAUUGGCACCGACUCUGCUCUCCAGAACGAGUUCGGUGGCAGGCAGUCUGAGGAUUGUCUGUUCGCCAACGUAUGGGCUCCCGCGAAGGCUACCAACGAAAGCAACUUCCCAGUCUACAUCUUCAUCCAGGGAGGCGGUUUCAAUGCUAAUGGCAAUGCCGACUACAACGCCACCAAGCUCGUCCAGGCCUCUAACAACUCCAUGGUCGUCGUUAACUUCAACUACCGUGUCGGCCCGUAUGGAUUCCUCGCAGGCAACGACGUUAUCGCGGACGACGAUGUGAGCCUGAACAACGGACUCAAGGAUCAGCGCCAAUUGUUCAAAUGGGUUCAGCAGCAUAUCACCAAAUUCGGCGGUGAUCCCAACCACGUCACAAUCGGUGGCCCAAGUGCCGGUGCUGGCUCGGUCGUUCUCCACCUCACAGCCUAUGGCGGUCGCGACGACAAGCUCUUCCAUGCCGCGGCGGCAGAGUCGCCCUCGUUCCCGCCCCUGCGCACCGAGGAGGACAGCGAGUUCAUGUACGAGGCUCUACGCAAGGAGACGGGAUGCAGUGACCUCAAGUGCAUGCGCGAGAUGCCGGCCCCUGAAUUCCAAAAGGCCGUCCGCACGAUGAAGACCAACUUCCCCGGCGGAAAGAGCCCGCCAAUCUACUUCUGGAACCCCACGAUCGAUAACGACUUCAUCAGGGACUACACGUACAACGAGCUCCGCAACGGCCAUUUCGUCAAGGUCCCCACGAUCUUCGGUAGCGACGAGAACGAUGGACUUGUCUUCACGCCCAAAUCCGCCACGUCCCUCCAGCGCGCGCAGCAGUUCGUCACGGAUCAGUUCCCCAACCUCAACAAGGAGCAAUGGGCUCGCAUCCGCAAGAUCUGGCCCGGUCCCCCAGACGCAUUCAAGGACGCUCGGUGGAAGAACGUAGCCGCCGACAUCUACGGCCACAUCCGAUACACCUGCCCCGCCAUCAACGCCUCCGCCUCCUACGAGCGCGGCAGUGAUUUCAAUUCCUGGCAAUACCGCUGGAACGUCGGCAGCGCGCUCCACGUCUCAGAGCUCGGCUCCAUCUGGAACAACGGCACGACGGCCGCCGGCGUCUUCAUCCAGCAGUACUGGGUCUCCUUCAUCAAGACAUACGACCCCAACAAGAUUCAAACCACCUUCCUCGCCUCCAAGGGCGUCCUCACCUCCCCGAACUGGGAGCCCUACGGCACCGGCAACGGCAAGCGCAUGCUCUUCACCAACCAGAACGACGUCUCCAUGGAGGAUGUCUCGCAGGAGUCCCGCGACAAGUGCGAGGUCAUCACCGGGAUUGGUGCACAACUUAGCCAGUGA